Messenger RNA from Perkinsus marinus ATCC 50983, 632 nucleotides. RefSeq lists its product as hypothetical. Gene Ontology annotation, biological process: endocytosis; endosomal transport. The annotation marks the transcript as partial. The record is from RefSeq and is a predicted model, not a curated record. Gene Ontology annotation, cellular component: plasma membrane; cytoplasm. The transcript is spliced from 5 exons. Gene Ontology annotation, molecular function: protein binding; calcium ion binding. NCBI's taxonomy places the organism in Eukaryota, Perkinsozoa, Perkinsida, Perkinsidae.
UUACCCCAAGCUGUUCCGAGCGGCUGAUACGAAGAAGCGUGGAGUGCUUGGCGCUCAGGAGGCAGCACAGUUUUUAUCAUCAUCGAAGUUGCCUCGGAAAACACUUCAUGAUAUAUGGUGUUUGGCGGAUAGUGAUAAUAAGGGCAAUCUAACUAUUGAUGAGUACACAAUUGCAUGUAGACUAGUAGCGCACGCCCAGAAUGGCGCUGGGGAGAUGACUGAGGACCUGCUUACAGUUCCCCCUGUGAAGUUGCCAGUGUUCGAGGGUGUCCAAACUGAAACUCCUCCUGCCCCUCCUACCUCUACACGGCAUUCUACUGAUGAUGUAGCUGAUGAGGUGAUUGCUGAGGAGUAUGCCAACGGCAUAGACCUUAGCAGCCCUGUGUGGAGGAUCUCACGCAAGCACCUUGAGAAGUAUACUGAGGUUUUCAAGGCUAUAUCUACCUCUGGCUUCGUGUGUGGUGCCGAUGCUAGGGAUCUCCUUAUCAAGAGUAAUCUCACUUCUGAGGUGCUCACUACGAUAUGGGACCUUGCUGAUGCUGGUAGAGAUGGCCAGCUAUCGUAUCCCGAGUUUCUGGUGGCGAUGCAUUUGGUGACAAUGGCCAGAGCUGGUUAUUCGAUACCGCGCUCUC